Messenger RNA from Epinephelus lanceolatus (giant grouper), 599 nucleotides. The record is from RefSeq and is a predicted model, not a curated record. NCBI's taxonomy places the organism in Eukaryota, Metazoa, Chordata, Actinopteri, Perciformes, Serranidae.
AGCUCGGCAGAGUGAGGAGAAAAUUUGUGGACAAAGUGUCCAACGUACUGAUUAUGCAGUUCCUGGACGACCUUUUAGACGAUGGCGUCUUGAAUCAUGGCGAGAAAGAUUCAAUAGUUGAGGAGAACAACACCACAGCAGACAAGGCACGCACUCUUAUCGACACAGUGAAGAAGAAAGGAGACGAAGCCAGCAGGAAGCUGAUUGCUCACAUUCACAGCAGAGAUUCAACACUGUACUCUGAGCUGGGUCUGUCCUGUGUUCAACCUGCUCAGCCCGCUGCAGUGCGACCGAGUGAGCAGGAAUGGUCGAUCACCCUCAACCCUGCCACUGAGUCAUUCUGGAUGGACAAAGUGAAAGAUAACAGUGUCAGUCAUUCAGAAAAAUCACAUCAAAUAUCUCACACGGCCUCAAAGGAAUACUUAACCCACAAAAUUACCAUUUGUAUAUUAAUUAAUCAUGCCCUGUUACCUUGACUUUGUGAAGAAAACUUAGCCUAGCAUGCCUUCAUUGAAAACAGCCAGCAUAUUUAUGAACUGAUUGGGCACCAUGUUUAACAGCAUCAAAACUAUUAAAAAUACAUUUGGUUACAAAUUCUC